AUGCCAGUGCUCGACUCGGAGAUCCCGCCCAUUCCCGCCCCUCUCCACAUCCGCGUCGACCCUCACUGCGGGCGCAAAUACCACGCCUCUCGAGCCUUGCCAGAAAACACAGACCUCCUCGGGAGCUGCGGCCCCUACUCGUACACGAUCUGGAAGCGCUUCCGGAACGAAGUCUGCGCAGAAUGCUGGCGCUACGACGGCGGGCGGCGAACCUUCCUCACACUGCGCGAUGACGAGGGCCUUGGCGGGCCGAUGCCCAACGGAGAUGCCCAGAGAUCGAGCACCACUGCGGGGCUCUGGUUUUGUGAUUCGAGGUGUCAGGGCGAGUGGGUGGCCAGAGAAGGCGUCGAGGCCGUAGAUCUUCUCAGGCAGCUAGAAGCAGCGCGGAAGAAGACCUCCCCAAAACCCAAAUCGGACGCCGGGGGGCAGCAGCCAGCGGAGGGCGAGAUCACGCGUGAGGUUGCCCAGCGGGCGUGGGACGUGGUGCGGGACAAGGAGAGGUCGCCGAAAGAGGUGCGGAAGUGGCGGACGUUGCAGCUCGAGGACUACGAGGCGGACAUGGCCAGAUACGUUCUCCUCGCGCUGUAUAGGCGCCACCGCGAGCAAUACAGAAAUCGUUCGACAUCGCGUAAGGACAGCACGCCGGGUCCUCAGUCCGAGGAACCGACGACAGCGACUGACGAUGAGCCGUCCGGGUGGCAGACGUUCGCCUCUCUGCAGGCGAACGAGCUGCAACUGCUGAACGCCUGCCCCCAGAUCCUGCAGCACCAGACACGGAUCUAUCAGCUUCUGAAGGGCCUCCUCGGCUCACGCGCAGCGGAACGCAGCAACGGCGCAUGCGAAGAGCCGCACCUGGCGGACCUUGUCACGAUUGCCAACGUGCGGACCAUCCUGAGCGUCGACCCGGGGAACGCCUUCGGGAUCUGGGAGGUGCCGCUCAUGGAGGAAAGCGAGUGUUUGGGAUUCGCGCUGUAUCCGGUGCCUUCCUUUUUCAACCAUCACUGCGCCGCCAACGUCCGCAAGGAGCGGGAUGGACGGGCGCUGCGUUUCGUGACGACGCGCGCGGUGGUAGCCGGGGAGGAGCUCUGCAUAAGCUACGGGCACGUCGAGGCGAUGGACUGGGCCACCCGUCAGAAGGAGCUCCUGGAGGGGUGGUAUUUUGAGUGCAGGUGCGGACGGUGUACAGCGGAGGGAGAAGGCGCACACUAGUGAGAGAAGCCCGACCUAGGAAGGGCUCACAUUGUUUUUAUCAAGAAUGUUAACAUCUG
This is a messenger RNA of Trametes versicolor FP-101664 SS1, 1268 nucleotides long. Its product is annotated as SET domain-containing protein. Gene Ontology annotation, cellular component: nucleus. The transcript has 3 exons. Gene Ontology annotation, molecular function: protein binding. NCBI's taxonomy places the organism in Eukaryota, Fungi, Basidiomycota, Agaricomycetes, Polyporales, Polyporaceae. The record is from RefSeq and is a predicted model, not a curated record. The coding region runs from base 1 to 1209 and encodes 402 amino acids.